GCUGCAGUCAUUCUCUCAUUCAUCAUGAAAAUCGUUCGGUCGCCAGCAAUUUUCCCAAUAUUUAUGCCAAAAAUGUGUUAAAAACAAAGUGUUUGUUUGUUAUAAAUAGUGCAUAAGCUUGUGCUAUGGCAGUGCGGUCAUGUCAUAAAAAUUAAAUGCACAUGCAAUACGUGGUGGGAAUUGCGAAAAACGUAAAACGAAAAAAUGAAAUCUAGUCAAAAAUACGUCGCAAAUGGAGGGGGAAAGAGGAUGAUGAUGGAUGGCCAAACAUAGCCACAGAGCGAAAAACGCAAAUAAGUGACACGCAGAGCAAGAUAAUGCAAUUGUAUUUGUAAAUAAGCAAGACAAAUUAAUAUACAAAAAUAUAUUCAUUGACACUACCAUACACACAUACGGUGAAAGAGAGAAAGAGAUCAAAAAUCUAAACGAACUGCACUUGUGUAUUACUUGUGAGUGUGUGUGGGCGCAUCUCACACACACAAUAGCUGGUGUUAUUAAGUUGUUGUUGUUUUUGGGGUUGAAAGCUGCAUAACGCGUGACGUGUGAGUGUGUGUGUGUUUUUGGUAGUGUCUCUAUACAACCCCCUUUAAAGUGUCGCACACGUUACAAGUUACAAGUGCCACCUCACACCCACAAAUGCGUAAUUAGGAAAUCGACUCGAGACGAAACAGAAGCCACAAGAGACUCAAAAGAGAGACAACAACUGAACACCAAAAACACCCAAAAUGAUGGACAACGAUGACACAAUGCUCAAUAACUGUGGUCCACAGUCGGGCGCCGAGACCGUUUAUGGCACCGAGGACAACAAUAUGGUCAUGUCGGAGAAGAAUGAACAGGUUGUCAGCAUCGUGCAGCAGCUGGCGGGUAGCAUUUAUCAGGAGUUCGAGCGAAUGAUCAAUCGCUACGAUGAGGAUGUGGUGAAGAACCUGAUGCCGUUGCUGGUGAACGUGCUGGAGUGCCUGGAUGCCUCCUAUCGCAUCAAUCAGGAGCAGGACGUUGAGGUGGAGCUGCUGCGCGAGGACAACGAACAGCUUGUCACACAAUAUGAGCGAGAGAAAAGUGCUCGCAAACAGUCGGAGCAAAAGCUGCUGGAGGCUGAGGACUUGGCCGAGCAGGAGAACAAGGAGCUGGCCAGCCGCCUGGAGUCGCUGGAGAGCAUUGUGCGCAUGCUGGAGCUGAAGCACAAGAACAGCGUGGAGCAUGCCAGCCGCCUGGAGGAGCGUGAGACAGACCUCAAGAAGGAAUAUGCCAGGCUGCAUGAACGAUACACGGAGCUAUUCAAGAACCAUGUGGAUUACAUGGAGCGCACAAAGAUGCUAAUGGGCUCAACGCAUUCACAGAUGAGCACAGCCUCCGAUCGCAUGGAAGUGAGUCGAGCACGUCUCAAUCCAGUCGCACGCAGCUCGGGUCCCGUUUCCUAUGGCUUUGCCUCGCUGGAGAACUCGGUGAUGCUCGACACGGAGACGAUUUGCAGUGUCGGCAGUCAGUCGGAUGACUCGGGUCCGCCUUCGUUGCAGAAUGAGCUCGACAAUUUGGCUGGCACUGUAGAGCGAGGUGCAGCAACAGAUGCGCUGCAGCAACAGCAUCAAGCGACAUCGCCACAGAGUCCCGACAUCAGUCCCGUUGUGCCAAAUGUGCCCGCAAAUGUUGGUCGAUCGACCACGAAGAAGGAGCAACGGUCGGACAAUAACCUAUACCAAGAGUUGUCCUUCCAGGAUAAUGAAGAGAGCGAAGAGAAUGAGAUUGUCACAGGCAGCUGGGUACAUCCCGGAGAGUACGCAUCCUCAGCAAACGACAACUAUUUUGGCAUGGGCAAGGAGGUGGAGAACCUCAUCAUGGAGAACAAUGAGCUGCUGGCAACCAAAAAUGCACUCAACAUUGUCAAGGACGAUUUGAUAGUCAAAGUGGAUGAGCUGACGGGCGAAAUUGAAAUUGUGCGCGAAGAGCUGAACGCAAUGCAACAGUCGAGAACGAAGCUGCGGCAACGCAUAAGUGAGCUAGAGGACGAGCUGAAGAAGGUCAAGGAACAGGUGAAGCAACAAAACACCGAACAGGAGGAGAACGAUGUGCCGUUGGCGCAACGCAAGCGCUUCACGCGUGUCGAGAUGGCCAUGGUGCUGAUGGAGCGCAAUCAGUACAAGGAGAGGCUGAUGGAGCUGCAGGAGGCGGUGCGUCUCACGGAGAUAUUGCGCGCCUCGCGCACAGUCGACAACUUGGACAAGAAGUCGAAGCAAAGCAUUUGGAAAUAUUUUAGCAAUCUUUUUACCCCUUCCAAUCGCCCGACGGAACGCGUUGCCGACGGGCUUGGAGGGGGGCCGAUGUUUCGUCACACAGGCGGAGGAAGCCCUGCCCACAGCCAUGGAUCACCCAGCCGUGGAGGAAGCGACAAUCGCCUUGCCCUAGCCGGUGCCCAUCCGCCGCCGCAUCCGGCCAGCGCCGGACUCGCCAAUGCGCUAAUCAUGGCCAAGGACUAUGCGGAGGAAGGCAGUUCGGAACGCAUUAGCGCCCGGAGGCGUGAACAGUAUCGUCAGCUGCGUGCCCAUGUGCAAAAGGAGGACGGACGAUUGCAUGCCUAUGGCUGGAGUCUGCCCAUCAAUAAGACCAAUCAGGAUGCGAAUCCGAGUCGCCAUUCUGGCGGUGUCCCAGUGCCCGUCUAUUGUAAUCCACUCGCAGAGGCAUCGCCACACAUGAAGGUCUUCUGCGCCGCGGGCGUCAAUCUGCAGGGCGGCUUCACCAAGGAUGGCCAAUCGCUGAUACCCGCCGACUCGCCGUAUGCGCCACGCUCGACGCUCAAAAUCGCUGAGAUUACUAGUCCAACGGCCGAGCAAAGCGCCGAGGCGCUGGAUCGCCAAAUGGCGCGGGCCAGCCUCGAGACGUUGGAGCCGGAGACGCAGCUCAGUUCGUAUGUUUGGAUCUGCACAAGUACUCACGGUGCAAGCACUGUGAGUGUGGUGGAUGCCAAUCAGUCGGCAACUGUGUUGGAUGCAUUUCCCAUCUGUGCAUCGCAUCUGCUCUGCAUAGCGUCGGUUCAGGGUGCCAUGGAGAGUGACUAUGCGCUGCUGGAGCAAUCGGAAGUGGUCAAGGCCGGUGAGAUGCUGCAGCGACCGGGCGAAGGUGCCGAGUUGCUAGGCAAAGUGGAGUUUAUACGCGUGCGUCCCAAAGCGGAUCAGAACAGCAACAGCAAGCAGCACUCGCAGGAGGAUGGCGAUGACGCAGCGACAGCAGCAGCAGCCACAGCAGUUGCUGUGCCUGGCGUGGCUGAGGCCAAGGAGGCAACCGAGAAGUCCAAUGAGCAAUUGCCUGCGGUGGAUGCUGCCGAACCUUUGGGCAAUGUGGAGGCUAUCAAGAUACGUCAGGCGUUGCCUGGAGCACCGCAACGCUUGCCCAGCAACAGCAGCGAGAGCAACAAUCAGGCGAACAACAACAACAACAGCAGCAACAGUUCGCAGUUUACGAUCAAGUCGCUGAAUCCCAUACUGGGUACUAAGGAGCGUGAUGAACCCGCCAUGAGUUCGGUGGGACCGACAAUGUGGCUGGGUGACCAGGAGGGUUGGCUGUAUGUCCACAGCAGCGUGGGAAGGUGGCACGAGUGUCUGCACAAGGUGCUCUUGCCUGAUGCGGUGCUGGCGAUUGUGCAUGUGGAGUCGCGUGUGGUUGUUGCGCUGGCCAAUGCUCAGUUGGCUGUGUUUCGCCGCCAAACAGACGGCCAAUGGGAUCUGAAUAGUUAUCACCUGGUUACGCUCGGUGAUCGCAAUCAUUCGAUACGUUGCCUCUGCGUGGCUGGCGAGCGCAUUUGGGCGGCGCAUCGCAACAAGAUCUUCAUUGUUGAUCCCAUAUCGCUCAACAUUGUGCAUUCGCUGGACGCACAUCCGCGCAAGGAGAGCCAAGUGCGACAGAUGGCAGCCACAGGCGCCGGCGUUUGGGUUUCCAUACGUCUGGACUCCACGCUGCGUCUGUACAACACACAUACGUUUGAGCACAAGCAGGAUGUGGACAUUGAGCCAUAUGUGUCCAAGAUGCUGGGCACUGGCAAGCUGGGCUUUAGCUUUGUGCGCAUCACAGCGCUGAUGGUGUCCUGCAAUCGCCUUUGGAUCGGCACCAGCAAUGGUGUCAUCAUCUCUGUACCGCUUGCCGAGGCGCAACAAAAGUCAUCUGAUCCCCAUGGCCAAAUGCCAUUGUGCUGCAUGGCCAAUGCUCAACUGUCCUUCCACGGUCAUCGCGAUGCGGUCAAGUUCUUUGUGUCGGUGCCGAUGCUGCAGCAACCGAAUGGCAGCACGCUAACCUUUAGCAACAAACGUCCCGAUAUGUUGGUCAUGUGCGGCGGCGAGGGUUACAUCGAUUUUCGCAUAAGACAUGAUAAAUUCGAUGCUAGUGAUAAUGCAGCGCAUUUGAUAGUUUGGAAAGUCGAUACAUGACAAUGACAUGGAGAACAGUAUUCAACUGGAACCAAAUCAAACGAUCGAAAAUCGAGGCGAUAAGAGUUAUUUAAUUGUGUGGCAUGUUAGUCAACGUUAAAUCUAAUUAACAAUUAUACCCGGUACACAUUUCCGAUACCAUAAAGUAUAUAUAUUCCUGAUCUAAGUCUGUCCGACAGUUAAUACUCCUAAAAAUUGAGUUACCAGCGUUUUUCUUUUAAAUAUUUCAAGAAAAUUUCUUUACGAUUGAAAAUUGUAUCGAGUACCGGGUAUCUGACAGUCGAACGCCAUCGACUGUGGAAUUCUUAACUGUUAACUUUGCUUUAAGUCGAUAUGAAUAUAUUUAUAAACAAGUUAUAUAUGGAGGAGAUACCAACUCUUAAGGGCUAGCAAAAAUAACACCGUACUUUAGUUUCUAUUAAUACACCCAAAAUUUAUUUAACUAAUUCAGUGCGCCGCAGCAUUGCCUAAAAAAAGAGAAAAAACACAAUUGAGUCGUAACACAUUUUUAGUUAAAAAGAACACACACAAAUUGUGCUAAUAAUUAUGCUUCACAUAUGCAAAGAGUUAGCUUCACGUACUAAAUAAAUUUAGAUGAAAUAAUAGUUAUUUGUCAGUGAUAGCCCGCUAAAUAUUUGCAAAUAUAAAGUAUAAACAAUAUAUAAAUAUAUAUAUACAUACAUCUACAUAAAUACUAAGAUUUAAAUUUGUACAUUUUAUGCGCUCUACUGACAGUUAAAGAAGAUGAUGAAGCAAGUUAUGUUUUUAUAUCUCUAUUAUAGUUUUAAAGAAAAUGCCCAAGAAACCUUAAGCAUACUAAAGAAGCGCCCAUUUUCGGAAGCAAAUUUUGUGCGUGAUGUUUGUCCAAAUAUUUAGUUGAAUUUUAAUUCUUUUAAGUUAACUAACGCAAAGAAGACAACAACAACGCAACUUUCUAUAUAGAGUUAUUUGUUAAAUAAUUUUAAUUUUAGUUCGCAUAGUUGUUAUUAAUUUGUUUAUACAUAAUAAAACGAAAGGGAAACCAAAAGUGACUAACUAAUUAAUUCCUCGUUUUCAGUUGCAGUGUUUUUUUUUGUUUAUGUUUCCAAUGCAUAUCAUUUCGAUUAGUUUUUAAAGGCGCCAAGUGAUAUUUUAUUUUUUGUCAAGCACAUUUAUAUACAAACUAUAUAUAUAUAUUAUGGGAGACACAAUUUAAGAAACAUUUAAAUGCAAAUACAAAAAUACGGCAUUAUUGGCUUUGGCUUGAGUAACAACAACUAACAAACAAAACAAAAAAAAUAUAUAUAUAUAUUACAUAUAAAAACGAAACAAAUAUACUGUAAAUAAAGCCACAUUUAUAAUAUAGAAAAUUAUGUGAAAUAAAUUAUUGAUUUCAA
Messenger RNA from Drosophila sulfurigaster albostrigata, 5791 nucleotides. RefSeq names its product JNK-interacting protein 3 (gene syd). Gene Ontology annotation, molecular function: MAP kinase scaffold activity; signaling receptor complex adaptor activity; JUN kinase binding. Lineage: Eukaryota; Metazoa; Arthropoda; Insecta; Diptera; Drosophilidae. Gene Ontology annotation, biological process: vesicle-mediated transport. The record is from RefSeq and is a predicted model, not a curated record. Gene Ontology annotation, cellular component: cytoplasm. The coding region runs from base 726 to 4415 and encodes 1229 amino acids. The transcript is spliced from 16 exons.